AUGUAUUUGUUUGCCAAUAUCAGAACAACAUGUUGCAUUCUGAACAAUUUUCUAUUACAGAAAUUGGAUUUUAAGUUUCCUUUGACGGUGUCAUGCAUACACUUUAUAUGCUCUGCUAUUGGCGCAUACCUGGUCAUCAAUGUUCUGAAGCUUAAGCCCCUUAUUGCUGUUGACCGUGAAGACCGCUGGAAAAGGAUCUUUCCCAUGUCAUUUGUGUUUUGCAUUAACAUUGUGUUGGGGAAUGUGAGCUUACGCUACAUUCCUGUUUCUUUUAUGCAAACUAUAAAGUCAUUCACCCCUGCAACAACAGUCGUUUUGCAGUGGCUAGUAUGGAGAAAGUACUUUGACUGGCGAAUUUGGGCUUCUUUGGUCCCCAUUGUUGGAGGAAUUCUUCUCACUUCUAUUACAGAGCUUAGUUUUAAUAUGUUUGGAUUUUGUGCUGCUUUAUUUGGAUGUCUUGCUACUUCUACAAAGACUAUCCUUGCAGAGUCCCUGCUACAUGGUUUCAAGUUUGAUAGGUGGGCAGCUGCAGAAGUAGCAAAUAAUUUUGGCAAUAUUGUUGUUUAUCAUUUUAAACAUGAGCUCAUCUAG
This is a messenger RNA of Ilex paraguariensis (yerba mate), 591 nucleotides long. NCBI's taxonomy places the organism in Eukaryota, Viridiplantae, Streptophyta, Magnoliopsida, Aquifoliales, Aquifoliaceae. The record is from the annotation of a GenBank genome assembly.